ACACCUUCAACAAAAAACACACAAUUGUAAGUUUUUAAAAGUAAACAAAUCUCCUCCAUAAUAUGUGCAAUCCCAACCCCAUCCCUCCUCUCUCCGACCACAAACACUACCCAUCUCCUCCGCUGCCUCCUCCGCCGCCGUGCCACCUCUACCUCGAUCUCAUUUCCCUCAAGCACCCCACCAAACCCCCGCCACCUCGGAUCACCGCCUCCGAGGUGGCCGCCGAGGCCAAAUCCCUCCUCUCCCUCGCCUUUCCCAUAGCUCUCACGGCUCUCAUCCUCUACUCCCGCUCCAUGCUCUCCAUGCUCUUUCUAGGCCGCCUCGGCGAAUCCGAGCUCGCCGCCGGCUCCCUAGCCAUCGCCUUCGCUAACAUCACCGGCUACUCCGUCCUCUCCGGCCUCGCCCUCGGCAUGGAGCCGCUCUGCUCCCAAGCCUUCGGCGCGCGGCGGCCGGACCUUCUCUCUCUCACUCUCCACCGCUCUAUACUUUUCCUCCUCCUUUGCUCUAUUCCGAUUGCUUUUCUUUGGCUAAACAUUUCCGGUAUUCUCCUCUAUUUACACCAAGACCCCAGUAUAACCGCCCUGGCCCACACAUAUCUUCUCUUUUCCCUCCCUGAUCUCAUCACUAAUUCCAUUUUCCACCCCACACGAAUCUACCUUCGCGCCCAAGGCAUCAACCACCCCCUCACCCUCGCCUCCCUCAUCGGCGCCGCCUUCCACCUCCCCCUCAACUUCCUCCUCGUCUCCCAUCUCCACCUCGGCGUGGCCGGGGUGGCCGCAGCCUCAGCUGCGUCCAACGCGGCCGCCUUGGCAGCACUUGCUGCCUGGGUCCGAGGGUCGGCCACGUGGACGCGACCGACCCUCUACUGCCUGCGCGGCUGGGCGCCGCUGGCGCGCCUGGCGGCGCCCAGCUGCGUCUCAGUCUGCCUAGAGUGGUGGUGGUACGAGAUCAUGAUAGUGCUAUGCGGUCUCCUGGUGGACCCCAGAGCGACUGUCGCAUCGAUGGGGGUGUUAAUCCAAACGACGUCAUUAUUAUACGUGUUCCCCUCCUCCCUGGGUCUGGCAGUGUCGACCCGGGUGGGGAACGAGUUGGGAGCGAACCGGCCUGGGAAAGCUCGGGUUUCGGCUGUCAUAUCGAUAUUUCUUGCAGGACUGAUGGGCGUGUCCGCGAUGGCGUUUGCGGCCUUGAUGCGGGACACGUGGGCCCGGAUGUACACCGCGGACCCGGACAUAGUGCGGCUUACGGCCACUGCCCUCCCGAUACUCGGCCUCUGCGAGCUUGGGAACUGCCCGCAGACGGUCGGGUGCGGGGUGGUGCGCGGGACAGCGCGGCCGUCAACGGCGGCGAACGUGAACCUCGGCGCGUUUUACCUGGUAGGAAUGCCGGUGGCGAUUGGGCUUGGGUUCAUGCUUGGUGUGGGCUUCUGCGGGCUGUGGAUCGGGCUUCUCUCGGCCCAAGUGUGCUGCGCCGGGCUCAUGCUGUAUGUGGUGGUGACCACCAACUGGGAGUACGAGGCGAUGAGGGCGCAGCUGCUCACGUGCGCCGCCGGAUGUGCUGACUCGGCAUUGCCACGUGAGGCUGACGUGGAGGACGGGCAGCCCUUGAUUUGCGUUUCCGUGGCUUCAUCGUGAUUGUUGAAUCCAAAUCUAAUGUAAUUUUUUCCACUAGGAAUUUUAUUUCCUCUAAUUUUAAUUUUUAUUCCCAUUCUAAUUCGAGCUCUACUGUGAAUCAGCGAUUUUUUUCGAGGGGAUUUGGAUAUAUUUUUGUAUAAAUGGAAA
Molecule: messenger RNA, 1778 nt
Organism: Salvia splendens (bonfire salvia)
Lineage: Eukaryota; Viridiplantae; Streptophyta; Magnoliopsida; Lamiales; Lamiaceae
Product: protein DETOXIFICATION 51
Exons: 1
Coding region: 63-1631 (522 amino acids)
Biological process (GO): xenobiotic detoxification by transmembrane export across the plasma membrane
Cellular component (GO): membrane
Molecular function (GO): antiporter activity; xenobiotic transmembrane transporter activity
Source: RefSeq, a predicted model, not a curated record